This is a messenger RNA of Trametes versicolor FP-101664 SS1, 240 nucleotides long. RefSeq lists its product as uncharacterized. The record is from RefSeq and is a predicted model, not a curated record. The transcript has a single exon. The annotation marks the transcript as partial. Lineage: Eukaryota; Fungi; Basidiomycota; Agaricomycetes; Polyporales; Polyporaceae.
CCGUGCGCCCAACCCGCAUGCAUAGCGCUCCAGAACGAAGACACAGACGAGGACGCGAUCGUCAUCACCGCACUCACCGCGGUCCCCUUCUGCUGCCACGCCGACCUCGUCACCAUGAACCACGCCGCGCUCCUCACCGUCGCGAGCACGCUCAACGAGAAGCUCCCGCGCGCGAUGCAAAUCGACAUCAGCGCCUCGCGCUCGGACGCGUUCGUCCGCAACUCCAUCGAGCUCCUCGUC